AUGGCAAGAGAGAUCCUGAAGACCCACGAUCUCAUCUUCGCGUCGCGGGACAAAAUACUAGCUUCCAAGGCGUUUUAUGACGGCUCUGGCAUCGUCUUCGCGCCCUACGGUAGCUACUGGCGGCAGCUGCGGAAGAUAUGCGUUAUCGAACUACCGAGUGCAAAGCGUGUCAAGUCCUUCAGCACACAUCGACAAGAGGUGAUGUCCAACCUGGUGAGAUAUACCUCCACGAUGAACAAUUCCCCAGUUAACCUCAGUGAGAUGUUUCUCCUGACAUCCAAUACUAUGACCUCGAUGGUGACAUUUGGUACAAAAUGCAAGCAUGGGCCGAGAUUCAUCUCAACAUUGAAGAAACUCCUUGAAUUUCUCUCCGGAUUUAGCGUAGCUGAUCUAUUCCCCUCGUUAAGCUUUAUUGACACUCUCAGUGGAGUGAGCUCAAGCUUAAAAAAAUGUUAA
Messenger RNA from Phoenix dactylifera (date palm), 456 nucleotides. The record is from RefSeq and is a predicted model, not a curated record. NCBI's taxonomy places the organism in Eukaryota, Viridiplantae, Streptophyta, Magnoliopsida, Arecales, Arecaceae.